Plodia interpunctella (Indianmeal moth) is the source of this 1802-nucleotide messenger RNA. RefSeq lists its product as uncharacterized. The transcript has 6 exons. Lineage: Eukaryota; Metazoa; Arthropoda; Insecta; Lepidoptera; Pyralidae. The record is from RefSeq and is a predicted model, not a curated record. Bases 118 to 1428 code for a protein of 436 amino acids.
CACUGCUCAAAUGUCCGAUGUCAGCUUGUUUAUUUUAAAGAUUUUUGGAAAUUUAUUAUUUACAACAUUUAAAUGCGUAGUGAAAAACGCGAUCUUGCGAACGAUACAUAUAUUUAAAUGUAUACUAUAAUAGGCAUAGCGGCCUCGGUUUUAAUAGCAAUUCGGUUGAGGAAGCUCAUGGGCACUGAUAGUAUGGUAAAUGAUGCUAUUUCCAGUAAGGAACCGCUAACGAACGGGGGUUCGGGGGUCGAUCGAUACUGGGACUUUAUGAAGAACCAAUACAUUAUUCCCAUGGGACACACGUGCAUUAGUUAUUGCUAUGGGUUGUAUUUGCGGUUUUCCUUCCUCAAUUUGGUAAUAUUCAUGUUCAAAUACGUACCGACCUGUCUUUAUAUGUACAAGUUUCUAAAGAAAAUCUACAUAACGUCGCGGGAGAGGAUAAAACAGAAGCAAAUUGAAAUGGAGGACAUCCAGUUACAGAUUCAAAUAGUUGAUACGAAGAUAUGCGUGCGCGACGCGGAAUUUACGGAACGUGCUGAUUUGUUACGGCGCGGAGCGGAACGUCUGUGCAUGGUGCGGUCGCGCGUGCGUAACCUCAUCGCCGCGGACGACUCAUUGCAGCGGGCUCUCAAUAACGCCGCGCUCAAUUUAGAAAUAGAUGUCACUUCACCAAUGAAUAACACUGCUCCAGAACAAGAUCGAGCAUUUUUAAUAGAGCUAUUGAAGGAUUUGAAGUAUGACCACGACCCCAUAUUGGAAAAGCCGGACAUGGACUGCGGCGAGAAUCCUCAGAGCGUGCCGAUCUCGGACAACAGCGUGUACUCGACCAUCAGCGACGGCGAGCAAGACUGCCACGUAAAGAUCGUGCGCGUCACCAACGUGUACAAGGUGGCGUAUCUCAGGCAUUACAUCAAGCAGAAGAGGUUGCGCCGCGCGAAUAAACAGGCGAUAUUAAAGAAGAAGAUUGAGAACAUAAAGAAACUUCUAGAAGACUGGCAGAAGUCGUUGAACAUGGUGAUCAACAGCAAGCUAAAUGUGCUGAACCGCGCGGAUCCCCGUGCGGAGGACACUUCUCAGGAGGCCAUGGGGGACUACUCCAAGCCGACGCUGCGGGAGUCCUCCAACUCUGACAGCGACUUGAGGAACGGCAACGACAUGUACGAUGACUAUUGGCCGCAAAACCCGUAUCAUAACUAUCCUUAUGAAUAUGAGGACCUCCCGGAUAUGCAAGGACGGGAUUACUGCGAAUUACAUGACGUCAGUGAUUACAGCAAGUAUCAGUCAGACAUAUACCAGCCAUACGAAAGUUCCAAGAUGUCAGAGAAACUUUCGACGUUACUGGAGGAGACAAAAAGCCAGAUUUUGUUUGAGGACAGCAAAUCGAAUUGUGGCGACGACGGUACGUGCCAUGAUCUCAUUCAGCUAUGAAGACAGAAUGGCGCCACGGGCUUUAGCUGUAGUAUAGAACCUAAAUGAACUAUGAUACAUUGGAAGGACGUAAUUUGGGUAAUACUUUAUUUUUAUUCAAGCUUCUCAUAAUCGAAAUAAAAAGGUUACUUCUUUACAUAGUAAUUGAAAAUCUUUCGUUACUAGAAAUACGUUUUAUAGGACGUAUUUUCUCUACAAACUUGGCCGUCGUCAAACACCUACAAGACAAAGAAACUUAUACUAACAAACGUACACUGAGCAAGAGUUGGCAGUUGACUAGCCGUUUUAUGGGACAUAAUUCAUCGACGAACAGUUUUAUGGGACAUAUCAAGUUGGCUGAGGUUUUUACCUAGAAGACAAAAGACUGACCUGCA